GUUUCCAAGAUUAUAACCUGUUUUAUGCAACUCUAAGAGCCAAAGAAACCUUACCAAAGGAUUAAAACUUGCUUAAACAAAGAUCCUUUCAUUUACAACUCUGCGGCUCUAAGAACAAGAAGCUCCAGCUUACAAAUUUGCAGUUUUUUAUUGAUACUGGUUAGUUACUAUGUAAUUUCUAAAAAAAAUCUGUUCUUACAGUUUAGAAGCAAUGGUGAAUGGAGAUGUUGGUGAAUGCUAAGGGUAGAACUAAAAUAUAUCAAGCUUUAAAACAUAAAUACCUUGGAAUACUCAGAAGAGCAACAUGGGAGAAACUGAGAAAAGAAUUGAAACCCAUAGAGUAAGAUGUCUUUCCAAGCUGAAGAUGUUUCUGUUGGCAAUAACAUGUGCAUAUGUAUCCAAAACACUAUCUGGAUCUUAUAUGAAUUCCAUGCUCACACAAAUAGAGAGACAAUUCAACAUCCCGACAUCUCUAGUUGGAUUUAUUAAUGGAAGCUUUGAAAUUGGAAAUCUUUUGUUGAUUAUAUUUGUGAGUUAUUUUGGAACCAAACUGCAUAGACCUAUAAUGAUUGGUGUCGGAUGUGUGUUUAUGGGCCUAGGGUGUUUCUUAAAGUCACUACCUCAUUUCCUCAUGAAUCACUAUGAAUAUGAAUCUACAGUUUCAGUUUCAGGCAACAUAUCCUCAAACAGUUUCUUGUGUAUGGAAAAUGGAACCCAGGUUUUAAGGCCAACGCAAGAUCCAUCAGAAUGUAUGAAGGACGUUAAAUCAUUCAUGUGGGUAUAUGUACUAGUAGGAAAUAUUAUCCGUGGAAUGGGUGAAACUCCUAUCAUGCCUUUGGGAAUUUCCUAUAUAGAAGAUUUUGCCAAAUCUGAAAACUCUCCUUUAUAUAUUGGGUUUAUACAAACAGGAACUAUCAUUGGUCCUUUGAUUGGGCUUUUGUUAGCAUCAUUCUGUGCAAACGUUUAUGUAGACACUGGAUCUGUGAACACAGAUGAUCUGACCAUAACUCCCACUGAUACUCGUUGGGUUGGUGCAUGGUGGUUUGGCUUUCUGAUUUGUGCAGUAGUGAAUGUGCUUACUGCCAUUCCUUUUUUCUUUUUGCCCAAAACACUUCCAAAAGAAGGACUAGAAGAUAAUCCUGACAUCAUUAAAAAUGACAAAGAAGAGAAACAAAGAGAAGAGAUCAAGCAAGAAAAUAGUGGAAUCACUAAAGAUUUUCUACCAUUCAUGAAAAGUCUUUCAUGCAAUCCAAUUUACAUGCUUUUCAUAUUUAUAAGUGUGCUACAGUUCAAUGCAUUUGUUAAUAUGAUCUCCUUCAUGCCUAAAUAUCUGGAACAACAAUAUGGAAAAUCAUCUUCGGAUGCAAUCUUUCUCAUUGGUGUUUAUAACUUACCUCCAAUAUGCAUUGGAUAUAUAGUUGGUGGUUUAAUCAUGAAGAAGUUCAAGAUUACUGUCAAAAAAGCUGCCCACAUAGGAUGCUGGUUAUCUUUACUUGAUUAUCUUCUUUAUCUUGCAUGUUUUCUCAUGACCUGUGAUAAUUCUUCAGUUGCUGGCAUAACCACCUCUUAUGAAGGAAUUCAACAAGAUUUAUAUAUAGGAAAUAACAUCUUUGCUGACUGCAAUACAAAUUGCAACUGUCCACUUAAAAUAUGGGAUCCUGUGUGUGGAGUCAAUGGCUUGUCAUAUAUGUCAGCUUGUCUUGCUGGUUGUGAGAGAUCCGUUGGAACAGGAAUAAACAUGGUGUUCCAAAACUGCAGCUGCAUUAGAACAUCACAAAAUUCAUCCGCAGUUCUUGGUCUGUGUGACAAAGGGCAUGACUGUUCCAUGAUGCUACAGUACUUUCUAAUCAUAUCGGCAACGAGCAGUUUCAUUUAUUCUUUAGCUGCCAUACCUGGAUAUAUGGUUCUUCUGAGGUGCAUCAAGUCUGAGGAGAAGUCCCUUGGUGUGGGAUUGCAUGCAUUUUGCACAAGAGUAUUUGCUGGCAUUCCUGCACCGAUAUAUUUUGGAGCUUUAGUGGACUCCACAUGUUUACAUUGGGGAACUCUAAAAUGUGGUGAGACAGGGGCAUGCAGGAUAUAUGAUUCCACCAAUUUCAGAUACAUCUACCUUGGAUUGCCAGCAGCACUAAGAGGAUCAAGCUAUAUUCCAGCCUUACUGAUUCUAAUUCUUCUGAGGAGUCCUCUACCUGGUGAAAAUGCUUCUUCAGGAACUGAGCUUAUAGAGACAAAGGUCACAGGGAAGGAAAAUUAGUGCAAAGAUAUACACCAAAAUUCCAAAGUUUUGAAUGAGGCUGAACUGAAAACUAAAUUGUAAUUACCCCAAUAUAUUAUCUGUCUCAGAAUUGGAAGACACACUGUACAACUUAACUGUUUUUAAAAUCAAUAGAGGUACUGUAGUUAAAUUUUCUUGACUUUAAGAACCUAAAAAAUAGUUUUAACUCAAGAUAAAGAUGUACACUAAUUAUAUUUCUGAGGUAGUAAUGGCACUUGAGAUUUUCCUAGGAGAGACGUUUAUAACUACCCUCCAGACAAGAUUUUUAGAGCCAGCUUUAUUUUUAUGUUAAUAUGAAAAGUUUUCUUUUAACUCAUGCAAAGUAAAGGUAUAUUUUCUACAUAUUGUUUUCCAAAUAGUUCUAAAUUAUCUGUUAUGAAAAUCUAUUUAAUGUCAUUGAAUUUGUGCUUUGAUACUGGGAUUAUUCGGUAUCAAAACUGAAGUUCUCAUUCUGCUCAUGUGAACUUUUAGAUAUUUUAUUAAAACUUAUCACUUCUAUGUGAAGAAAGCCUACAUCUUCUUAUUCUAUAUAGCAAUUGUUCUUUAACUUGUAUUCACUCCAGAUAUGAUUCUUUUAUUGCUCAUUAGUAUGCCAUCUUUUGUUUUCAAUUCUUUCUCUUCUUUUUUACCCCUGUCAUAUAUUUUGUCAUUUUGUUCAGAGUACUGACAAACUUGAUAAUUUUAUUAAAAAUCAUGUGGCAAAGUGGCAAA
Molecule: messenger RNA, 2983 nt
Organism: Carlito syrichta (Philippine tarsier)
Lineage: Eukaryota; Metazoa; Chordata; Mammalia; Primates; Tarsiidae
Gene: SLCO1A2
Product: solute carrier organic anion transporter family member 1A2
Exons: 15
Coding region: 305-2251 (648 amino acids)
Biological process (GO): transmembrane transport; bile acid and bile salt transport; sodium-independent organic anion transport
Cellular component (GO): membrane
Molecular function (GO): bile acid transmembrane transporter activity; protein binding
Source: RefSeq, a predicted model, not a curated record